AUGCCCGUCCUGGCGGGCAAGCCUCCGCCGAGGGCGCCGCCCGAGCUCGGUGGCCGGCAGCCCACGCGGUCCUGGAACAAGCAGGCGCGCGUCUUUGCCGAGUACUACCUGGGGCUCUUCAAGCCGUGGGGCCAGUCCGUGCCCGCCGGCGCCACCGCGGCCGGCGGGCCCGUGGCGGAGUGGGACGCCUACGUCGCCGCGCUGCAGCGGGCGGCGAGCGCACCGCCCGGCGAGGGCGACGCCGACGCGGCCUUUGCGCGCCAGCUGGCCGCCGGCCGCCUCUUCCUCAUCGACACGGUCAUGAACUCGCUCCGUGUCGACUCGCAGCUCGGAGCGAUGGCGCAAAAGUUUCGCAACCGCAGCGGCCAGAUCUGGAGGGAGAUGCGCGGCGCCGAUGCGGCCGCGGCCGCCGACGAUCUGACGGCGGCAGCAAACGGCCAGGUUGACGCCGAGACUGCAGCGGCGAUCCGGGAGACGUCGUCUCGCGUGGCGGCGGCUGGCCUGCGCGCCGACGAGCGCGACAAGCGGUUGGCGGCGGCGUCGAAGCGGGAGGGCGCGGCCAAGCUCCUCGGAGCUGCCAUGAGCCGGCUGUGCCCCAUUGGCGACGCCGCGCCCGGCGCUGCGGCGGCGGUGCCGCCGCAGCUCCACCGGUCGACGUGGCUGCGCCGCGGGGGGGCGCUGCACGUCCCCGCGCCCACGAGACCCAUCGAGGCGCUGCGGGAGCGCCUCAAGCAGCGGGAGCCAGCGGCGGAUGCAGGGGCGGGGGGGGGCGCUGAGCCAGACGGCCCGGGCCAGGCAGCGGGGUGGGGCGGCGGUGGCGGCGGCGGCGGCGGUGGCGGCGGUGGCGGCGGCGACGCGCCUGUGUGGCCGCCGCCGGAGCUGGACGAACUGGCGUGGGGCGACUUUGACCGGGAGAAGGCGGGGUGGAAGGCUCUCUACGAUCCGCCCCAGCCCGGCGCGCCGCAGCCGCCGCCGAUGCGGCCGCUCAACCCCGAGCAGCGGUCGGCGCUGCACACGAUCCUGUCGACUCUGCGGCUGCGGAGGCAGCAUCUCGACUCUGGCCGCAGCCGCGCCGAGGCGAGGCAGCUGGUCCGCGCAGCCAAUCUCUCGUUCUACAUUCUGCUGCAGGGGCAGGGCGGCACCGGCAAGUCGGCCGUGGUGGAGGCGCUCGAGGCGCUGAUGGCGCGCUUCCAUCUCGGGCGGAUCCUCAAGACGGGGUACACGGGCGUGUCGGUGGCGCCGCACCGCGGCGUCACGCUGCACUCGCUCUGCGGGCUCAACGCCAAGCGGAAGGGCGGCGGCACGGCCAUCGACCCCAAUUCUGCCCGGCAGAAGCUCGAGGGGCUCAUCGGCGACCCCGACGAGAUUGGCCUCCUCUUCAUCGAGGAGGGCUCCUUCCUCGGCGAGGGCUUCUUCAAGAUCGUCGACAAGCGGCUGAGGCUUCUCUUCGGCUGCCUGGACGACGCGUGCAAGACCGAGCCCUUUGGCGGCCUGCCCGUGCUCAUGGGCGCCGACAUGUGGCAGCUAUCGCCGUGCAGGGCGACCGCCAUGUACAAGGACCUCGUCGAUCGCGACGUCGGGGGCAUGGCCAGGCCCGCUCUCCCCGCCCGCAACGGCGACGAGGUUGACGUGGAGGACGGCGUCGACCUCUUCCGCCUCUUCCAGCGGCUGCGCCUCGAGCGCUCGAUGCGCGCGGCUGGCGACCAGCGCUUUGCGGCGGACCUGGGCCAGAUGCGCCGCACGACUGUGGAGCAGCCGGUCCCGAGCCGGCUCGUGGACGACCUCCGCGACAUCAGCCCCGCCGAUGUGCAGGAGGACCCCUCGUGGCUGGCGGCGCCGCUGAUGGUGCUGACAAAGUACAAGCGCGACUUCUUCAACGACCUGAGGGGCAGGGCGCUCGCCCGCGCGACCGGCUCCCUGUUCGUGCGGUGGCCCACCACGCUGCGCGGCAAGCAGGCCGAGACCAUCGACGCGGCGCACCUCGCCUCGGCGCGCUCCCACGAGCCGGGCCUCUGGGAGUACUUUGUCGCUGGCGCCCCGUGCAUGAUCACCGACAACAUCAACCCCGGCAAGGGCAUCGCCAACGGGACGGAGGCGUUCUACCACUCGCUCUCCUUUGAGUCGGGGCAAGUGCCUCCCCAGCUCGAGGCGGCGCUCACGCAGGGCGGCUACGCCGAGGUCACGCUGGACGCGCCGCCGCUCUCGGUGAAUGUCGCCGUGCGCGGCCGCGACUGCCGCCUCUCGGACGACGAGACGCUCGUGCCCGGCCUCGUCGACGACGGCUUCGAGGCGGCGCCGACGCCGACGGGCCCUCGGCCGGGCAAGGAGCACCGCGACGGCGCCUCCGGGCGUGGCUACUACAGCAUCGAGCCCGAGCCGCUGUCCGUGCAGCCGGUUGAGUUGUCGAUGAACGUGGGCAAGGAUACGCCACUUGUCGUGGUUAGAGCGUUGAGUGUGGCGAUGACGAGCACGGUUGGCGACUCGUGCGGCAUCGUGGCGUGUGCUGCGGUAAACUUGCUGCUUGCUGCGGUCGGUCAGUGGUUCACCAUCAAUCUGGACGAGUGCAUCCACCGCGACCAUAUCGCCGCAGCGCGGCGCGCCCUCGGGCUGGGAUCGCUGGGAUCGUCGACCGUGAUCGAGACCGAGCAGGUGAUCCAGCUCGUCGGGAAGCGUUAUUUCGCUCGGUUUGCGUUAUCCGAGGCCGGCGGGAGCGGGGAUGUGCGCGAUGCGAUGGGGGCCCUUAAGUGCCGCGUGGAGAGGGACGUGGCCGUCGUCUCGCUAGAUGGCCUCCUCGCAGGCGUGUUGGAACGCCGCGGUGGAGGCGCCGGAGCCAGCCCGUCGGUCUACAUCGUGAACACCGGCAUGUCGAGCAGCGUCGGCCAGGACAACCACUGGUUUACCGUCGCGUUGGAGUUUUGA
This is a messenger RNA of Emiliania huxleyi CCMP1516, 2919 nucleotides long. RefSeq lists its product as hypothetical. The transcript has 3 exons. Gene Ontology annotation, molecular function: DNA helicase activity. Gene Ontology annotation, biological process: telomere maintenance; DNA repair. NCBI's taxonomy places the organism in Eukaryota, Haptophyta, Isochrysidales, Noelaerhabdaceae. The record is from RefSeq and is a predicted model, not a curated record. The coding region runs from base 1 to 2919 and encodes 972 amino acids.